GAGAGAGAGAGAGAGAGACUUUCAUUAUAAAGACAAUCAUCUAGGUAAUUUAAUUUGUGUUGAAUUAUUACAGGAUUGGAAACACAUGAGAAGCAAUGGUGACCAUUAUGUUUUGGAUUGUGUAGAUUUUUUUUAUUGUUUUUUUAGUGGGGGGGGGGAUAACAGUAAAGAAUAUUUCAUUAUUUUUAUAACACCAGAAUGACUACGCAAAAAGUCAUUCUGCAAAAUGCAGAACUUCUUUUAUUGAAGGGAAACAAACACGAGGAAAAGACUAACUAGGAACCAUCAUUAUUUGUAAUUUAAUAACUAGAACAUAAACUCUAAGAAAAAAGUACUCAAUAAUCAAAACACAGUGACUCGACAAAAGCAAAAAGAGACCCAAGCAGAAAAGUAACCUGACUUGCAUUAAUGCUCCAGGAACUGAGGAGGAAAAAACAAGCAACGUAAAUAGAGCACUGAUCCAUCAGGGGGAAUAACAAACACCUGGGUAUGAUUAGACAUGAAAUGGAGGGAGAAGUUCUGCAUGACAGUCACGGCCCUCUAGUGGCCAAAGAUGGAAUUGUCCCUGUGAGCCAUGACAACACUUUAAAUGUAUAUGCAGUAAUAUACUGUGAGUGUUUGCGUUGCAUUACAGUAAUUAUUAUUAUUCACUGUUAAAGUGACUAGCUGCCAACAGUGUUGCCAGUAUUUUAAUGUAUAAAAGCCUGGUAGGGUCAAACAGUAUAUACCUGUGACUUUGAUGAAGAUCAGAUGACAUUUUAUGACAAAUUAAUGCAGGAAACCAACUAAUUCCAAAGGUUUCACAUACUUUUUCUUGCCACUGUAUAGUGUGUACAGUACAGAAUAUAUUAUGCAGAGGCCUCAUGAACCAGAAAUAAUAACGUGUGUGUGUGUGUGUGUGUGUGUGUGUGUGUGUGUGUGUGUGUGUGAGUGUGUGUGUGUGUGUGUUAGGGCCUGGUAAUAUUGCUUAAAUAUUAUAUUUAGUACUUUUCAUUUACAAGCACUAAUACAAUUGUGUGGAAAAAAUAGAGUAUGCUAAAAUUGUAGGAUAUAUACAGUACUUUUGUUACAUGUAGAACAUUUCUCUCAUAUUUACUACAGCUUCACUGUUCCUGUGGGUGGGGGUGUGGGGAGGAGGUGGGGUGGAUUUGGGGGUGCCAACACUGAUCUUGCAUACCCCUCAGCGAAUGUGCAGUUGCGCCCCUGGGAACAUGUUUAACUCAUAGUACUCAGAAGUGCUUCAUGUUGAGAUUUUUUGUCAUUUUUGUCUUCACAGAGUGAAGCGCUAAACAAAGCGGUCACCACCAGCACAGAAACGCUCCAGAGAGCUAGAUCUGAUAUCACAGAAGUCAAGCGCAAACUUCAGAGUCUGGAAAUCGAGAUUCAGUCACAGCUUAGCAUGAAAGCGUCUCUCGAACGCACUCUGGCUGAGACACAGAACCGCUACGCACAAAUGCUCACUGGAUAUCAGGUUCAGGUGACGAGUCUGGAGGAGCAGCUGCAGCAGCUUCACGCUGAUCUCGUUCACCAAGCUGUGGAGUUUCAGAUGCUGCUGGACAUCAAGACCAGACUGGAGCUGGAGAUUACUGAGUACAGGAGACUGCUGGAUGGAGAAGCGACCACAAGCACCACGAGCACCUCUACCUCCACUACUCAGAAGGUUGUGAUCGUCACAGAGGAAGUGGUGGAUGGUAAAGUGGUCAGCUCCUCCUGGACUCCUGAGAGCAAAACUUUCACCAAUUAAACAUCAUGAGUCUCCAUGCACUGAUGAGAUGACUUCAAGCCCUGUGACAUGUUUCCUCAAUGCUUACAGAGAAAAUAACUUCGAGUCAAAGCACUUCACAUGUCUGGUGUUGAUUUUGAAUUCCUUAAAAUAGUUCCAUCAAUACUUAGCUUAAAAAUUGACAGAAAAAUUUAACAAUAUGUAUAUUUAUUUUUUUUAUAUCAUGUGUGAGGGCUUAGUUUAGAAUUGGGUGUACUGGAAAACAAAAAUAUAUAGAGUCUGAAACUUACAUCAUAAUCUAUAAUUAGAUUGUUUCCAGGCAGACUUGCCAUAAUGAAUUUAUUCAUCAUUAUUAAAGCAUUAGUUAAAUAUUAUAUAUAUAUAUAACUGUAAAAUUCCUCAUGGAACCAUUCCUAUUAUGUAAUGGAAACAAUUAGAGUUUCUGAAUGCCAUGUAUUUUUAUUUUAGCAGAAAAUUUAAUUUCAAUUUUGGAAACCUAAACAGUCUGUUUAAUUCUUUGACACAAAUUUCAUUUCUGAUCUCAACACAUUUAUUUUCUAACUCUGGAUGUUUUAAUCACUCACUCACUGUAGAUAGCUUUAUCAUUGUUUACAUCAUACUAGCACUCAUGUUAGCACUGAGUAAGAGUCACACUCUAGCCCAAAGAUAAUUAUCCUAGAUAAAUAAACGGAGUAUGCAAAUAUCUCAGCUAGAAAAUGAAUCAUAUAUAAACAAAUGAACCUCAUAGUAAAUUAGACUAAAUGGUAGCCUCAAGCUUAGUGUUUAGCUAGCUGAUUUACAUAUAUAUGAUUGUCGUCCUAAUCUAGUUAACACUGACUUAGAAGACUCUAUAAAUAAUGCUAAAUACAGAUAUAGAAGAGAUCCAUCUGUCAGACUACAGAGUGAAAACAGAACAGCUAUUAAACAUAAACGCUAAGGUCUGUGUCAUGCUACCAUCCAAACAGGUAAAUCUUAGUCUUGUUAACAGGCUAAAUUCUUGAUAAAUAAACUGACUCUAUAUUCAGGAAUGGAUAAUACUUGGGUAUUAAGUUUUGUUAAGUUACAUAUAAAUGUUGUACAUUUAAAUGUGUUAACUAUGCUAGCUGCUAAAGUUUUAAUAUUUUCAUUUAUCGACUUAAAUUAGCUAGCUAUGUUGUGUGAAUUGGCUUGAUAAAUUAGCUAGCUACUACAGGUUUGUCAUUUUGCUAGUUGAAUUAGAUAGCUAGUUAAUUUUUUAUGCUAAUAUGCCUUAGCAUUUAUUCUAAAAGAGAAAGUAUUAUAAAAAAAAUAAAAAUUUUAAAAAGUUAACCAGCCAGGCAAAUUCUAGGUUUGUCUGAGUUAGCAGAAUAUUUUCUAUAUAACUGAUUGCUUAGACCAGUGAUUCUCAACCACUGUGCCACGGCACACUAGUGUGCUGUGAGAGAUCGUCAUGUGUGCCGUGAGAAAUUAUCCAAUUUCACUUAAUAAUACACCAUUGUCGAGUGUCUGUGCUGUAAUAUAGUGACUGGCAGAGUAAUGUAAUAUUCGUCCGCAUGGCAGCAGGUAGCUAAUUGCCUCGUUCCUUCUUAGAGACAAGAGAAUUAGUGGCGCAUGCGACGGGUCGUGGUGACAGUGAUGGAGAAGUUUUUAAAAAGGAAAAAUGCAAAUUGAACUGGGCCCUGGACAAGAUUCUGACCCAGGUGAAGGCCCUAGUGUGAGUGGUGGUAAAAAGAAGCUCGAGGCAAUAUAGCAAAAGCUAUCUUUCGUUCGGGUUUACUUUCACCGGGGAUGAGAUGACACCGACUCCAUUAUGCUUGGUGUGUUGCGAGAAACUGUCCAACAGCACCAUGGUGCCAAGCAAGCUUAAACACCAUCUCCAAACGAAACACCCGUCGCUUCAAAACAAGCCGAUGGACUAUUUUGUUCGCCCACGUGAAAACACAGAGAAACAGGCAACUUUUAUGAGAAAAACCACAAAGGUAAAUGAGAAAGCCCUCAAAACUGGUUACCUAGUUGCUGAACUCGUAGCUAAAUCAAAAAAGUCCCACAUUGUGGCAGAGACGUUAAUACUACCUGCCUGCAAAGCCAUUGUCAACGAGAUGCUCAGCCUGACGCGGUUAAAGACAUAUCUAAAGUCCCGCUCUCAGAUAACACAAUUGCCAGACGUAUUGAUGACCUGUCCACAGACAUUGAAAGCCAUGUUUUGGAAAAGAUACGCAUCAGUAGGAAAUUUGCAUUGCAACUUGAUGAGUCUACGGAUAUUAGUGGACAUUCUCAGCUCUUGGUCACUGUGCAUUUUGUGGAUGGAGAUGCCAUUAGAUAGAUAGAUAGAUAGAUUGGGAUAAAUUCUUUAAUAUCUGUAUACCGUGUUGAUAUUUCUGUAAAGCUGCUUUGAGACAAUGUCUAUUGUAAAAAGCGCUAUACAAAUAAAAUUGAAUUGAAUUGAAUUGAAUUGAAUUAGAGAAAACUUACUAUUUUGCAAGGCACUGCCAGAAAAAACAACAGGAGAAGAAAUUUUUCGGGUCACAUCGGAAUAUCUUGACCAGGGAGGACUUACACGGGAAAAUUGCACAAGUGCUCCAAUUUUCCACAACAUAUCUGUGUGAGCUGAGCUUUUCAAGCCUAACUGCUAUAAAAACUAAAAACAGAGAGAGACUAGGAGCUGUUGAAGAAGAGCUUUGUGUGUGUGUCUUUCUUCAAUUCCUGCCAGGAUAUCAGCUUUUUGUUCAUCUAAACAGGCCCAGGUUUCACACUGAGUGAGUAUAAAUAAAUUGAGAAACUAUAUUGUAAUUAUAUAUACCGUAUUAGGCUACAGAGUGUCAUUUUGUAACAUUUUUGGUGGGUGGUGUGCUGCAAGAUUUUUCCAAUGUAAGAAAUGUGCCGUGGCUCGAAAAAUGUUGAAAACCACUGGCUUAGAGAACUUGUGAGUCAGGUGAUGAACUUGUGGUCUGCUAUUUUCAUCAGUUAACAAUAUGAUCAGCAGCAACAGUGACUGAAUGUGAAUGGCCACCAAUUAGCAUUAUGUACAUAGCAUCAUGAUAAUUAGUCACUACCAGCCAAGAUCAGGAUAACAAACAUCUGUCUUCUGUACCUGCAGGUUCUGUCCAGCAGAGAGAGAUAUUCUCUCUCUCUCUCACACUCUCUCUCUCACUUCUAUAUACUCUGUCAGAUAUUCUCUCAUUGCUUUGUACAGCUUUACAUUGUAUAGGAAAUUAGAUAUUUAUAAGUAUACAUAAAGUAUAUUAUUUGUAGUACUGUUGUUUUGUUGGUGUUUUGUAAUGGUUGUUGAUGUUUUUCUUACUGUU
Ictalurus punctatus (channel catfish) is the source of this 5007-nucleotide messenger RNA. Its product is annotated as keratin, type I cytoskeletal 13. NCBI's taxonomy places the organism in Eukaryota, Metazoa, Chordata, Actinopteri, Siluriformes, Ictaluridae. The transcript has 3 exons. Gene Ontology annotation, molecular function: structural molecule activity. The coding region runs from base 1400 to 1744 and encodes 114 amino acids. The record is from RefSeq and is a predicted model, not a curated record.